Messenger RNA from Cyclopterus lumpus (lumpfish), 829 nucleotides. RefSeq names its product protein AMBP-like. The record is from RefSeq and is a predicted model, not a curated record. Gene Ontology annotation, cellular component: plasma membrane; cell surface. Gene Ontology annotation, molecular function: serine-type endopeptidase inhibitor activity. Bases 1 to 705 code for a protein of 234 amino acids. The transcript has 7 exons. NCBI's taxonomy places the organism in Eukaryota, Metazoa, Chordata, Actinopteri, Perciformes, Cyclopteridae.
AUGCAGAGAGUUGUGAGCGUGGUGUUUCUGCUGGUUCUGGGGUCCACUUGGAUCGUGCACACGGUCCCUGUGGCCCUCAAACCUUUUAUCCACACACAGGAGAACGUCUUUGAUCUGGCCCAGUUCAUGGGGAAGUGGUAUGAAGCAGCAGUGGUUUCUACUUGUCCUCACUACAUGAAGCGCAAGAGGGAAGACCCCAUCAUCAUUGCACUGGAGCUGCAACACGUGGCCUCUAAUGGCAGCUUCACAAUGACAGCCACGAGUUUGAGGAAUGGCUUAUGUAAGCAGACGUCCACAGAUUAUAGAUUGACCAACAAUCCGGGACAAUUCUUCCAUCAUAUUGCAAGGUUUGAGGCAGAUGUUGAUUCCUACGUGGUUCAUUCCAACUAUGAGGAGUACGCAAUGAUUCUUCUGCAGAGCGUAGAGAAACCAUCAGGAAAUAAAACCACCUCAUUCAAGCUUUAUAGUCGAACUAUGAGUGUGAGGGCUACUGUGCUGGAGGACUUCAAAACGCUGGUUAGACAAAAUGGUGGGAGUGAUGACGCUAUCAUCAUGAAUCAGAACAAAGGUGUGUGUCUUCCAGGUGAGCAAGUGACACAGCCUGUCACUGCUCAGCCUCAGGUACGUGCUUUUACACAGAGGUGGAAAAGAAAUCCGGUGCCACCUGUGGUUCCUGCACAAGAGGAGUACGCCGGUAAUAUUUGACCAGGAUGACAGAUCAUGUGGAUUAACAGAAGAGGAGGACCAUCACCCCUAUGCUAUUAUAUCACUAUUGUAUUUUAUUGUCAUACAAAUAAAAUGCGAAUAAAGUGAAACCCAUUCUGUAUAU